This is a messenger RNA of Geodia barretti, 1125 nucleotides long. The record is from the annotation of a GenBank genome assembly. NCBI's taxonomy places the organism in Eukaryota, Metazoa, Porifera, Demospongiae, Tetractinellida, Geodiidae.
AUGAUCCUGGCCGACCUGGGCGCCGAGGUGGUCAAGGUGGAGCAGCCGGAAAUCGGGGACCGCUCCCGCUCCAGCGGCCCCUUCAUCGACGGCGAGAGCACCUACUUUAUGAGCGUCAACCGCGGCAAGCUCGGCUUCUCCGUAGACCUGUCCAAGCCCAAGGGUAAGGAUCUCUUUCUGCAACUGGUCGACAAUUCGGACGUUAUCCUGGAGAACUUCGCUCCGGGGACAAUGCAAAGGCUUGGCCUGGACUAUCACGUCCUGCGAGACCGCAACCCGGCGAUAAUCUACGCCGCCAUUUCCGGCUUCGGGCAGGACGGGCCGUACUCGUCCAAGCCCGCUCUGGACGUGGUCGUUCAGGGCAUGGGGGGCAUACUGAGCAUCACGGGCGAGCCUGGCGGCCCGCCCAUUCGUCCCGGCGUCUCUCAGGGCGACAUCACCGCCGGCCUAUUCGCCGUAAUCGGCAUCCUGUCGGCUCUACAGGAGCGGACCAGGAGCGGGCUGGGGCAGAUGGUGGACAUCGGGAUGCUGGACUGCCAGGUGACCAUCCAGGAGAACGCCUUUGCCAGGUACUUUGCGACCGGGGAGGUGCCCACGCCCCUGGGCACAAGGCAUCCGGUCACGGCUCCAUUCCAGGUCUUCCAGACCUCGGACGGCUACAUAACCAUCGCCCUGAUAGAAGGUCGAAAGGAGCGGUGGCCCCUGCUGUGCUCCGCAAUAGACCGGAUUGACCUCAUAGACGACCCCCGCUUCGACACCGGCUGGACCAGGAGCCAGAACCACCACGAGCUGGAGCCCAUACUGCUCGGAGGCCCUGAUGAAGAAGACCUCCCAGGAAUGGCUGGAGGCGCUGGAGGCGCUGGGGAUCGCGUGCGGGCCGGUCAACACCAUAGACAAGGUGCCCAGGACCCGCAGGUGAAUCACCGAGGGAUGAUAAAGGAGUACAACCAUAGCCGUCUGGGAAAGGUCAGGGCGGUCAACACCCCCGUGAAGCUCUCACGCACUCCCACCGGAAACGACUCGUCGUCGCCUGACCUGGGCGAGCACACCGAUGACCUGCUACGGGACCUGCUGGGAAUGCAGGAGCAGGAGAUCGCCUCUCUGCGAGAGGAGGAGGUCAUCUAG